Messenger RNA from Apiotrichum porosum, 1767 nucleotides. RefSeq lists its product as uncharacterized. The coding region runs from base 1 to 1767 and encodes 588 amino acids. Gene Ontology annotation, cellular component: cytoplasm. The transcript has 13 exons. Gene Ontology annotation, molecular function: NEDD8 activating enzyme activity. The record is from RefSeq and is a predicted model, not a curated record. Gene Ontology annotation, biological process: protein neddylation. NCBI's taxonomy places the organism in Eukaryota, Fungi, Basidiomycota, Tremellomycetes, Trichosporonales, Trichosporonaceae.
AUGGGCACUCCCAACCACGACCCGCCUUCCUCUCCCAUUAGUCGCCCGCCCAAGAUUGCCAAAAUGGAGGAUGCUAUCGACAUAUCCGAGGCAACGACGGCCCUCGCGGUAGCGUCCGCACCGUCGUCGCGUGCGACUCCCAUCCCUUCCGGUGGUCGUCCUGAUGCCAAGGCCCGUCGCUACGACCGCCAGCUGCGUCUCUGGGCUUCCACUGGCCAGCGUUCGCUCGAGUCCGCCCGUAUCCUACUCAUUGGUGACGACGCGUCGGGCUGCCAGACUCUCAAGAACCUCGUCCUUCCAGGCAUUCAACACUUCUCGAUCCUCUCUGACCGCAACACAACUCCCACUGAUGUUGCCACCAACUUCUUUCUAGAGGCAAGCUCGGUCAGCAAGUCUAUUGCGCUGGAGGAGGUCCGUCUCCUCCGCGAGCUCAACCCUGCCGUCGACGGCAAGGCGCGCAUUGCCAAUGCUACCGAGCUUCUCGCCAGCGAGCCCAACUUCUUCCUCUCAUUCACGCUCAUCAUUGCCUCCAAUGUCCCUCCCAAGCUCGAGGAGGACCUCGCUGAGCUUCUUUGGCACACCUCCGCCACUGUUGGCCAACCUGAUAUUCCCCUCGUUUCGAUCCGCACGUCUGGCCUCACGGGUCGUAUGCAGAUCCAGCUUCGCGAGCACUGCGUGGGCGACACACACCCGGACACAACGCACACUCUUCGUAUUGACCAGCCCUUCCCUGCUCUUGAGUCCUACGCUCGCAAACUCGACAUUGAAGCCAUGGACUCGAUGGACCACUCUCACAUCCCUUGGGUAGUCCUCCUGGUCCGCGCCGCUUGUCUUUGGAAGGACUCGCACGAUGGAAAGCUCCCCAGUUCUUCAGAAGACAAGGCCGAUUUCAAGAAGCUGCUCACCAGCUGGAGGCGAAAGGGCGACGAGGAGAACUUUGACGAGGCCCUCGCCCAGGCCUACCGUGUCUGGACUUCGUCCGCGCUUCCCUAUGACAUUGCCGACCUCCUUCGUGAACCCAGCAUUGCCACGGUCUCUCACAAUUCCAAGAACCUCCACCUCCUGCUUCAUGCGCUGUCUCGCUUCCUCGGGGCGGCCCCGCACCUUCCUCCCGUCUCGCCUUCGCUUCCCGAUAUGCACUCAUCGACACAGUCAUACGUCAUGCUCCAGAACCUCUACAAGCAGCAGUACUUCGACGACUUGACCAAGUACUCGUCAUUCCUUGCUCAGGUCCUGCAGGAGAACGAACUUUCCGUCGACGCAAUCCCCGCCAACGAGAUUGAGUCGUUUGUUAAGAAUGUCGGCGGCGUCGCUAUUAUCAAGGGCUCGCCCAUCAGUGCCACCAAGGCUUACGAGGGUGGAAUGAAGGAGCGCAUCGCUGAGGAUUUUGCCUUUGGCGCCGAGCCAACCAUUGGCAUCUGUCUCGUCCUCGCCAUUCUCGCAUCGGAGCAGUUCUACAAGGUGUUUGGACGCUGGCCUGGAUCCGAGGCUGGUGACAUUGACAUGGACGUUGCCGAGGUGGAACGUUUUGCUACCAAGGCACUCACUACGGUCCACAUCGACGCGGGCGAGCUCCCCGAGGAAAUGGACAAUGCGAUCACGGAGGUCGUCCGCGGUGGUUUCCUUACUCCCCCUACGACCGCGGCCUUCUUUGGUGGCAUCGCCGCGCAAGAGGUUAUCAAGCUCGUGACCAACCAGUACAACCCCUUGGACAAUACCGCGGUUGUGGACCUGGUGAAGAGUGGAGUUGACAAGUUCAAGCUGUAG